This is a messenger RNA of Cercospora beticola, 1212 nucleotides long. The record is from RefSeq and is a predicted model, not a curated record. Lineage: Eukaryota; Fungi; Ascomycota; Dothideomycetes; Mycosphaerellales; Mycosphaerellaceae.
GUUGUUCUCGCCCUUUUCCUUCGCUGGUUGUUGCCACUACUCUCGUGCUACACUCAGUCGUGCAUUGUUACCAUUGGCACAUUGCUUAAUCAGUAAUAUCCCCACUCUAUCCUGUACAGUCCGGAGACAGUGAUAUCAAUAAACAAGAGCUUCGGGAUGUGCUGGCCAACGAAAGUCGACGAAUACCGUCCUCCUGCCCCACGCUAUGUGAGGACGACGAGGAGAUACAGCAGGACGUACUCACCAUCUCCUCCACCGGUGCGCCGCAUAGAGCGAACAUAUAUACGAAGAGCGCCUGAGCCACUACCUCCUCCGCCUCCGCCGAUGAGCCAGCUCCCUCCGCCACCACCUCCACCUCCCAUGUCGGUCUAUCCUCCUUCUACCAAGGCUCCUUCAGUUCCUCCGCCACCUCCAGCCCCGUCCUCAAAGCCACCAUCUAAGGCCCCUUCUGCAGCCCCGCCCGCUGAAGAUCCGCCAAAGGAGCCAUCUCAGGCGCCCUCCAAAGCUCCUUCGAAAGCGCCAUCGAAGGCUCCCUCCAAACCUCCCACCGAAGCUCCUUCAAAGGCGCCUUCCAAGCCUCCCACCGAAGCUCCUUCGAAAGCGCCAUCUAAGCCACCUACCGAAGCACCCUCCAAGGCCCCGUCCAAACCUCCAACCGAAGCACCUUCUAAGGCUCCUUCAAAGGCACCAUCCAAGGCCCCGUCUAAGGCGCCCAGCGCUGCACCGUCGCAAGCAAAGAGCAAGGCGCCUUCUGCUGCACCGAGUGGAACAAAGGUCGAGAGCGAGUCCGGCAGCAGCAGAGCAAGCUCUAGCAGCGGAUCCAAGUCUGGACCCAAGUCCCAUUACUCUAUGCAUGAGAAAGAAACCGAAGUACGGCGAUACAUGCGACCACGAGAUGACUGGGAGACAUAUCGUUACGUCGAUGCUCCUCCACCUCCACCUGCUGUCCGAGAAUACAGUAGAAACAGGAGCGUAAGUGGCAGACGAGACUAUGGAGGCCCACGGAGCAGCUUUGAUCGGGAACUGAAGAUCUCGAUCAAGCGAUGAUAAAUCUCGCCGGCAUGUGUUGAUGACAGAGGAGCGUGCCUGCUUCUAUUUCUCUUCUCUUCUGAAGUUUGUGUUUGCUUUAUAAGUGCACGCCUACUUCUUGACGCAUGUUUCGUAUAGCGAAGCGUUGUUACGACAGCGACUCAUGUGUGGUUCUAACGGCCG